This is a messenger RNA of Selaginella moellendorffii, 3245 nucleotides long. RefSeq names its product pentatricopeptide repeat-containing protein At2g35030, mitochondrial. Gene Ontology annotation, molecular function: protein binding. The transcript is spliced from 2 exons. The record is from RefSeq and is a predicted model, not a curated record. The coding region runs from base 290 to 2533 and encodes 747 amino acids. NCBI's taxonomy places the organism in Eukaryota, Viridiplantae, Streptophyta, Lycopodiopsida, Selaginellales, Selaginellaceae.
CUAGUUAGGGUUUAUGCUAGAGAGACGGCCAUAGGAUAAGUCUUCAUAUUCUUCGUAGAUUUCGAGCAUUCUUUCUCACAAACUGCUGACGAUCAUCAGAAUUCCUAAAUUUCAAGAGCAUUCUUUCUUCUAUCGAUCAUAUUUCUUCCUCGCUCCCAGUUCUAGCGUGUUCUUCACAGCAAUCUAGUGGAUAGCCAAUGCUUCUUCGUACAUUUCGCGCAUUCUUUCGUACAUCGUCUACCUCCGAAGAGCGAUCCGUGGAGUGGAGUCUCGAUUUCAAGGGGAUUGUAUGGCCUGCGCGGCACACAUUGCGCAGCUCCUAAAGUCUUGCAAAGCUUCCAGGGAUCUCUCCGAGGCACGGCGUCUUGACGCUCGCAUCGCGGCUUCUCGCGAGCUCCAGCACGACAGGUACCUCUUGAAUCUCCUCGUCGAGGCCUAUGGCAAGUGUGGCAGCCCCCGAUACGCUCGCGCGGUCUUUGACAGGAUCCAAGCUCCAAACCACUUCUCCUGGAACAUCAUGCUCGACGUCUACGCUCGAAACGGGAAGCUUUGCGAGGCCAGGGAAGUGUUCGACCAGAUGCCCAGCAAGGACGCCAUCUCCUGGAACACCAUGCUCUCGGCGUAUGCCCGGCAGGAUCAUACACUCCAAGCGCAGGAGCUCUUCGCCAAGAUGCCGCAAAAGGACGUCGUCUCUUGGAACUCCAUGCUCACUCUCUACGCCAGCAGCGGCCAGCCCCUCCAAGCGAAGCUCCUCUUCGAGAGAAUGCCGCUCCAGAGCGAAGCCACUGUCACGGUGAUGAUCCAAGUCUUCUCGCAGCUAAGUUUGAUCGAAGACGCGAGGAGGGUCUUCGAAAGCAUACCCGAGAAGACCCCGAUUCUCUGGAACGCGAUGAUCAUGGCCUAUUCGCGGAGCGGCAAUGCGAAAGAAGCCGCCACCUUGUUCCAACAGAUGCCCAACAAGGAUAUAGUUUCAUGGAAUUCCUUGCUCACUUCCCUCGUCCAGGAAGGAUGCCUGGACGAUGCCAGGAGAAUCUUUGAUGCCAUGCCCGAUACCAGCAUUGUCUCGUGGAAUCUUAUGGUGGCCGCGUACUCACAACUUGGUCACGUAGACGAGGCUGUCACCUUGUUCGAGACAAUGCCGUACAAGACCAUCGCCGCGAGUACGGCGCUCAUACAAGCGUUUUGUCACGAGGGGUUUCUCGACAAGGCGAGAGAUUUGUACGAGAGUUUCCCGGAGGAGAAUCUCCAGGCAUCGAAUUCGAUGCUUCUAGGAUAUGCCCAUUCUGGGUAUAUGGACGAAGCCAGCGCCCUCCUUGCUCGGAUGUCUGUGAGGGAUGUAGAUUCCUGGAACAUUAUGAUCCUGGGAUAUGCCCGGGAUGGGCAUCUCCGCGAGGCCGAGUGUGUGUUCGAAAACAUGCCGGAGAAGUCCGUCUCGUCGUGGAACGCGAUGAUCACGUCGUAUGCCCGGAAUGGGUAUAUAGCGGAAGCUAGAGCGGUGUUUGAUUCCAUGGUGAGGAGGGACGUAGUGUCUUGGAACGCGAUCAUCCAAGCCUACAUUCUUGCGGAAGAUCUCGCGAAAGCCGAGGAUCUCUUCCGUACAGCCCCUGAAAAGAAUACCGUGACUUGGACUUCGAUGAUCCAAGCUUAUGCUCGCAACAACAAGAUUGCAAAGUCUAGAGGGCUUUUUGAGGCAAUGCCACGCAAGGAUUUGAUCGCGUGGAGGGUGAUGCUCACGGGAUAUGCCCAAAACGGGCAUCCAGACGAAGCCAUGGAGCUCUUUGCGAGAAUCCCUCACAAGAGCUCGAGUUUGUGGAACACUAUGAUCGGGGUCUACUUUACGGCAGGAAGAAUCUCCCAAGCCAGAAAAAUAUUCGAGAGCAUGAAUCCAAAACCAAGCAUUUGCUGGAGCACCCUUAUCGCAGCAUAUGCCCGUUCUGGGCAUCUGCUGCAAGCAGCAGAAUUGUUCCACCAACAUCCCAGCCCGGAUCUCGAAACUUUCAUCACUAUGAUCACAGCGUACGGAAACUCUGGCCUAGUAGAAGAUGCCAAAAGAAUCUUUUACGCGAUCAAGGAGCCAAACCCAAUGGCCUGGAAUGCCCUCUUUGCGGCAUAUGCUCAGAACAGCCGCCUUGCUAGCGCGAGAUUCCUCUUCGAUACCUUUCCCCGCCGCGACGCCGUGUCGUGGACAGCGAUGGUGGGCGCGUAUGCCCACAGCGGGCAUAGCGGCCUGGCUUGCGAGCUCUUCCAAGAAAUGGAGACCCACGGCGUGGCACCCGAUGGGAUCACUUUCAUCGCGCUCCUGGGCGCCUGCAGCCACCUGGGCAGGAUCAAGCACGCGGGCAGCUACCUAAAUUCCUUCCCGGAGCGAGAAAUCGCCCCAAUUGUGGAUCACUACCAGUGCAUUGUCGACGGCCUCGCGAGAUCCGGGCAGCUAGAACAAGCCCGGGAUUUGAUCCGGGAAAUGCCGUUCGAGCCGAUCGCGGCGGCGUGGACAUCGCUGCUUGGCGCGAGAAAAUUGAGCUUUUUGCCCUAAUUCCCGGGCUUGGUUUCUAGGGCUGACGUGUUGGGGUUUCACAACGAACGGACGUCCGUACGGUGCUUCCUCGUACCUCUCGCUCCUAGGGCACAGGGUUUCCGUGCUCUCGAAGCGCGCAGCGUGCGAGCGAUCGAUCGAUCGAUUGGAUUCCUGCGAGCGCAAUGGUUUGUUUCGAUCCUUUCGUGAGUGAAGGCGUUUAAAUUCGUGAGCGAGGGUUUUUUUCUUGUGAGAGAAAGAGAUCGGGCAUUGUGGUGUCAAAGUUUUGGAAGAAUGUAGCGCGUUGUGUAGAGAGAAUCCGGCCGCUGUUGGAAUUGUGAGAGACUUUGUGGAGAUUUUUGGGGAAUGUGGGUGAGAGCAGGACAUUGACACAGUUCUUUCUUCUCUUCUUUAUCAGAGUUCUAGUUUGAGGGAGAAAACAGUGUGAAGAACGAUAGAGUAAGACGAACGAAAGAAGAAGAAGAAAUAGAGAAGAGACGAAGAAGAAGUGAUGUAGCCACUGUUUCCAUGACGACGUCUCCAAGAACAAUGAGUAGCGAUCCGGAGGAUUCGAGUUGCUGUUCUUCGCCUUACGAGACCAACAGAUAUCAGUCACCGAGCGAGAGAAGAAAUGUGGCAGUCGAUCAGGGAGGAGUUUCUUACGUGUUUGAGCCGUUCAUGGAGACCAGCUUGGCAAUGGAGAAGCCGGACGUUGUGGGGAUUGGUGGAGGUG